AUGGCAUCCCAACUUCCUGCAAUGUACAGUUCAUCUCAAACGAUAUUUAUUGACAGAGCGAAAGCGAAAGAGGAGGAAGAUGCUGAUGCUGAGCAUCUCGGUUUCAACAAGGAAGUUGGACCUGGUAAAGAAUCUGAACAGGAUACGUUUCGCCUGCCAACUGAAGAGGAGCUUGAAGAAGAAUAUCGUGGGCCACCUGAUCUUCCUCUACCGCAAAGUAGAAUCAAAGAGAUUGUUAGAGCUCUGUCGAAUUUUAACGGUCUGAGGCCAAAGGGAGCGAGCAGGAAAGAUUGCGCUGAACAGCUCAAAUCUGAUCUUGCUUCUUAUUAUGGCUAUAGUCUUCUUAUUGGAACUUUGUUUGAGCUGUUUCUUCCUGUUGAACUUAUGGAAAUUAAACUUAUGGAAAUAAUUGAAGCCUUUGAUAAGCAAAGGCCUUCAUCUAUCUGGACAAACACACUUAAGACUCGGAGACGGGAUCUUGCUGAUGUGCUUUUGAACAGAGGAGUCAAUCCAGACCCAUUAAGCAAGUGGUCAAAACUCGGACUUGUAGUUUAUGAUUCACAAGUGCCAAUCGGUGCCACUCCUGAAUAUUUGGCUGGUUACUACAUGGUUAGUGAUCUUCUGACCCGUGCAUGUUCUGAUUUUGGGAAGCCCGUAAUGUCAAGAAAGGAGGAGCACUUGUGGGGUUGAUACAUGCGAUUAAAAUUGUUUAUGAACUUCAUAUAAGAAGUGGGAUUCAAUCUGAUGCCAUAUGAGGUAUUUGAGAG
This is a messenger RNA of Brassica oleracea var. oleracea, 767 nucleotides long. Its product is annotated as probable 28S rRNA (cytosine(4447)-C(5))-methyltransferase. The coding region runs from base 1 to 690 and encodes 229 amino acids. Gene Ontology annotation, biological process: maturation of LSU-rRNA; rRNA base methylation. Gene Ontology annotation, cellular component: nucleolus. The transcript is spliced from 6 exons. Gene Ontology annotation, molecular function: rRNA (cytosine-C5-)-methyltransferase activity. The record is from RefSeq and is a predicted model, not a curated record. Lineage: Eukaryota; Viridiplantae; Streptophyta; Magnoliopsida; Brassicales; Brassicaceae.